Messenger RNA from Priapulus caudatus, 2837 nucleotides. RefSeq names its product 5'-3' exoribonuclease 2-like. Gene Ontology annotation, biological process: nuclear-transcribed mRNA catabolic process. The record is from RefSeq and is a predicted model, not a curated record. NCBI's taxonomy places the organism in Eukaryota, Metazoa, Priapulida, Priapulimorpha, Priapulimorphida, Priapulidae. Gene Ontology annotation, cellular component: nucleus. Gene Ontology annotation, molecular function: 5'-3' RNA exonuclease activity; RNA binding; zinc ion binding.
UUGGCUUUUCGCAGCGCGUGCGAGACGAAUGGAUUGAUGUCAGGCAGUUUAUUUGACUUGAAAACAUUCAAUCUGUAAAAUGGGAGUACCAGCAUUUUUUCGAUGGUUGAGCAGAAAGUCUCCUGCCAUAGUUAUCCACUGUGUCGAAGAAAAGCUACACGAUGUUGAUGGAAAUAGUCUACCAAUUGAUUCCAGCAAGCCCAAUCCGAAUGAUAUUGAGUUUGACAAUUUAUACUUGGACAUGAAUGGCAUCAUUCAUCCUUGCUGUCACCCGGAGAAUAAGCCUGCUCCCAAGAAUGAAGAUGAAAUGAUGGUGUUAAUAUUUGAGUACAUCGACAGGCUGUUUAGAAUUGUAAGACCUAGGAAAUUGCUGUAUAUGGCAAUUGAUGGAGUGGCUCCAAGGGCAAAAAUGAACCAGCAGCGUUCAAGGCGAUUUAGAGCAUCAAAGGAAACUGCUGAGAAGAUGGUAGAGGUGAAGAAGAUAAGAGAUGAUCUUCGUUCUAAAGGAGCUUCGCUGCCACCCGAAAAGCAAGAUACGGAACAUUUUGACAGCAACUGCAUUACUCCGGGAACUCCAUUUAUGGAUCGACUAGCCACCUGUCUGCGCUACUACAUCUAUGAGCGUCUGAACACAGAUGCUGGCUGGAAGGACAUUGAAGUGAUCCUGUCAGAUGCUAAUGCCCCAGGAGAGGGCGAACACAAAAUAAUGGACUACAUACGAAGGCAACGAGCGAAUCCUGAUCAUGAUCCGAAUACAAAACACUGUCUCUGUGGAGCUGACGCACGAUGAGUUGUCGAAGCCAGUCGGAGCCGAGACGGAGUUUAUCUUUAUCAGAUUGCCAGUGCUGAAGGAAUAUCUCCAACGGGAGUUACGCAUGGAUAACCUUCCCUUCCCGUACGACUUUGAGAGAGCUAUCGACGACUGGGUUUUCAUGUGUUUCUUUGUUGGCAAUGACUUCUUACCACACCUUCCUUCGCUGGAAAUUAGAGAAGGCGCAAUUGACAAACUAGUCAACUUGUAUAAGAAAUGUGUCUACAAAACAGGUGGUUACAUCACAGACAGUGGUAGUGUGAGCCAGGAACGCAUACAGAUGAUUUUGUCAGAGCUAGGUGAAAUGGAAGAUCUCACAUUCCAACAAAGGCAACUGAAAGAGCUCGAAUUUCGACGCAGAGAUAAGGAUAAAAAGAAAAGGAUGAGAAUGGAGAAGGGGAGAAUUGAGAAACCAUCUUUCAUGAUGGGCGGUCAGUACGCACCACAGGCGCCAGGCAGGGGUGGUACGAUCCACAAUCCUAGACAGACUGCAACGGAUAUGCGCUCUAACGACCCGCAGAACGCAGCGAAUAAGAACGCUGCCGCGGAGCUGCGUGCCAUGCUCACUCCUGCGGGUGAAGGGGCGCAAAAAGGCACGAAGCGUUCCCAUGAAGAUGACGAGGAGGAGGAGCCUGAGCCUGUCGAUGAUGUCAGGUUAUAUGAAGAUGGCUGGAAAGAUAGAUACUAUCAAUCAAAGUUUGAUGUCAGCCCAGCUAACAUUGAAUUCAGACACGAAGUGGCGGCAGCAUAUGUCAGGGGUCUGAUGUGGGUGCUGCGCUACUACUACCAGGGCUGUGCAAGCUGGACGUGGUAUUUUCCCUAUCACUACGCACCUUUCGCGUCGGAUUUCCUCAACGUUGGCGACUUGAAGAUCGAGUUUGAGACGGAUACUCAGCCUUUCAACCCUAUGGAGCAGUUGAUGGGGGUGUUUCCAGCGGCUAGUAAGCAGCACCUUCCCGUCACGUUCAGAAGGCUCAUGUUCGCCCCUGAGUCACCCAUCAUCGACUUCUACCCAGAAAACUUCUACGUGGAUCUGAAUGGCAAGAAGUAUGCCUGGCAAGGUGUCGCAUUGCUGCCAUUCGUGGAUGAGAAACGAUUACUGAAAGCUCUGGUUGAUGUUUAUCCUGAUCUCACUGAGGACGAAAAGAGAAGAAACACUAGAGGAAACGACAUUCUGUUCGUCGGAAAGGACCACCCCGCUCAUGACUUCCUGGAGGGAAUCACAGAGGGCUCCGGGGUUACAGACUGGGUUCCGAUCGACACCAAGCUAACGAGUGGGAUGGGUGGCAUAAUCUUCACCGAUCAACUUGCUAUAUGCAAUGGCGGAACGGUGGUUUCACCUCUGCCAGCAGAAGAUUGCCCCGAUUUGCCCAACAAUACAGCCAUAAGUGUGAAGUUCAAAGAUCCAGAGUAUCCUGCAGGUUUCAUAUUCCCAGCAAAGGUGCUACCUGGUGCCAAACCUCCAGCACCGUCAUUGAAACCUGGGGAUUUCAGGGGAGCAAAUUACAGGCCAAUAACAGGUUUCCAACGGUCUAACCGCGGUGCACAUUUAGAUCAAUCUGGGCACCGAGCACUUAGGCAUACAAUGGGUGGUGGCAGGGGACAGUUUGCAGCUGUCCCCCCGCCAGUCCGCAACGAUCAGUCUUACGGUCGCUCUGGUGGCUACGGACAGGGAGGCGCCGAUCGAUAUCAGGGACGAAACUACAACCAAGGGGCAAAUAAUUACGGAAACCAGUGGGAUCGAGGAAGCUCUAGCAGCAACCCGCAGGGCGGGCCCAGAUCUUUAAUGGGCACGGCCCCGUCCCUGAUGGGCAUGCCGAGUCAUCCUGCAGGAAUGGUGCCACCCAGAUACCAGACAAACCAAGACACGCGCUGGCAACAGGACUCUUCCUGGGACAGGGGAUCGCAGGGAGGACACAGGGGAGGUGGACAUCACUCAUCGUACAGCAGGGAUUCUAACAACGGUGGCAGUGCGGACAGAAAUCGCAGAGAUGGACAGGGAUUUCUUUGGGUCUUGCUGUUGUGA